Messenger RNA from Cladocopium goreaui, 785 nucleotides. The record is from the annotation of a GenBank genome assembly. NCBI's taxonomy places the organism in Eukaryota, Dinophyceae, Suessiales, Symbiodiniaceae.
GUUCGAGCGACCGGGCGCCAGCCUGCCAUGGCCUCAUGCCGAGCGUGGUGGAGUCCCGCCGCAUCUAUGCGGAGGCACGCAAGAAGCGGCAAGAACUGGAUUUGGACUACCGCUUGGGGAGACAUGCCGCACCGCAGCCAGAUCCAGUAAAUCUCCGCAGCCUGCGAUGCAUUUCCCAAAUCGUGCUGGAAGCGACCAAGGAGACGAAGCAAGCGAAGCAUUUUGUGGGGUUGAUGGGGGUUGACGUGGACUGCUUCGAUGAAGGUGACCUAAUUGACAUGUGCUCGCCGAUGCAUGCGUACCAGGCCAUUCGAAUCAGGGAGGCUCUGCUCCAACUCGCUGAGCUACGCCGGAUUCUGCGUGAACGGAUGGGACAGGCCAACAUCUUACCUGAGGAAGAUAAAAUGAGAAAAAUCCUUCUCCAAGAGAUGCAAAACCUGCGAAAGGCUCUGUCCACAUCACACCUAGGGCGGAACAUUGAAGGUGUAGAGACGUCCUUAAACAACUUACGGCAUAUCCUGGACAAUUUCACCUUUUCCGACGAGGUGCAGGAAUAUACCAGGAAAGCUGCUUUGGCGGUGGCGCAGAUACAGGGCAUCAAAAUCUCGCACCCCUUGAUGAAAGCUUUAGCUCAGCAGUACGGCAGCAAACACGGUUCCUUGGAGGAAGCUGGUGCAUCGCCCGUGCCCAUGUGGAAGAAGGGAGCUGGGACCCUCGGGCGACGUGGUGACCCAUGGUUCGUUGGCGGAGCGCCCCAUGGACCAUGAGUGGCUGCAGUGUUGGUG